Didymodactylos carnosus is the source of this 1873-nucleotide messenger RNA. The record is from the annotation of a GenBank genome assembly. NCBI's taxonomy places the organism in Eukaryota, Metazoa, Rotifera, Eurotatoria, Philodinida, Philodinidae.
CACUCUUUUAGACACGCAUUCUAGAUAGCCUCAACAUCGAUUUUUGGGGCUAUUUGUACAACACCUGUAUUUUCAUAACAAAUCAACGUUCAGAGCCGAGACACUUUACAUUUUGUAGAGAAAUGUUUAAUCUGCUGAAUUAUCUAGUUGUCAUUUACGAUUAGUUUGUAGCUUUAUUGCAAUAACUUUUCGAAAAAGAGCAAAACAUGAAAGUCGUUAGCUGGAGAAGCCGUGAUGUAUUAAGUUAAAAUGUAGAAAUUGACCGUUGUACGGGCGAUCUAACGAUAGGAAAUAAUUUGCAGUAGAAAUUCCAACAUUUCUAUUUAGAGAUUUUAAGUUUUCCUAUUUGGAGUUUCGUUUAUGGAUUGGUAUAUGGACGGCCGUUUUAUUAUUGGCGUUAGUUGUUUUCAAUCUAAGUUUCCUUGUUCGAUAUAUAACACGUUUCACUGAAGAUUGUUUCGCUUCUCUCGUUGCCAUUAUUUUUAUUAUUGACGCCGUUCGUGAAACAUUUGAUAUUCGUAAAAGAUAUCCGGUGAAUUAUCAUCCAGAUGUACCAUUAGAUUAUAACUGUUCUUGUAUAUUUCCGUCUAAUUCAGCUUACAAUGAUAGUGAUGAGUUUAAUAGAACAGAAUGUGUAAAAUUAGGUGGUUCACUCGUAGGCUCCGGCUGUUUAACACCAAAAUAUUAUUCGGAUAUCUUCUUUUUUUCGGUUCUAUUAUUCUUUUUCACAUUUAUUAUCUGUUUAACAUUAAAAGAGUUUAGAAAUACAAAAUUUUUGCCAAUGAAGAUUCGAACAACGAUUAGUGACUUUGCCGUAUUAAUCGCUAUUAUUCUAAUGUCCUGUUGGGAUUUAUAUUUGGGUUUGGCGACACCCAAACUUGUCGUGCCAUCGGAGUUUAAGCCAACUCGCCCUCAUGAUCGUGGAUGGAUUGUUCCAUUUUACACUGGUAAAAAUCCAUGGUGGACAAUUCCAUUAGCCAUUUUGCCUGCACUUAUCGGCACUAUUCUUAUUUUUAUGGAUCAACAAGUAACAGCCGUUAUUAUUAAUCGCAAAGAAUUUAAACUAAAGAAAAAAUUAGGUUAUCAUUUGGACUUAUUUGUAUUAGCAAUAACAAUAUUUAUUUGUUCAUUAUUGGGUCUGCCGUGGUUUGUUGCUGCUACCGUUUUAUCAUUGACUCAUGUUAAUGCAUUGAAAAUUAUUUCGGAUAAUACAGCACCUGGUGAAAGACCAAAAUUUGAAGGAAUUUUAGAACAACGUAUCAGUUGUUUAUUAAUGUCAAUUUUAAUUGGUUUAAGUGUCUUCUUCACUAAAAUUUUAAGAUUUAUUCCUAUACCAGUACUGUAUGGUGUAUUUUUAUUUAUGGGUGUUAUCGCGUUGCGUGGAAUGCAAGUUUUUGAUCGUGUACUGAUUUUCUUCAUGCCAAGCAAAUAUCAACCAGAUCAUCCAUAUUUACGUCAUGUGACCAUUUGGCGUGUUCAUCUAUUUACUGGUAUUCAAAUUUUGUCAUUAGCCGGCAUGUUUGUAGUUAAAAGUGUUAAAAUGAUUGCAAUCGCUUUUCCACUACUGGUACUUGCAACAUGUUUUAUUCGUAAAUUAAUGGAUUAUAUUUUUACUCAAGAAGAACUCUAUUGGUUAGAUGAUAUUUUACCUGGACAUAACGUUGGUCGUGUAAGACGAAUGACAGUUGUGAGAAAUGUUAAUUUUUCAAAAGAUAAAAAUUGCAACGCCUUGAUCACCACAAAUGAAAAGAAACAAAAUGAGAACGAUGCUGGUUUAGUUGAAAAUGGUUUGGCUAAAGUACGCCGUCUCAAAAUGGUUGAAGAAGAUGAUUCUGGAGAAGCAACUUUGGUAGUUUAUCUAUCAUUGACUUAG